GCAACUUGUUGUUUGUUCAAAGAAACGACAGAAGACUUGCAAACUUUUUCUAGUCGGUUUUUAGGAUGGAAAAUAACUUGUGGACCUUGAGAGACAAACAUAUAUUGGUAGCCGCUACAGGAAGUGUGGCCGCUAUUCGUUGUCCAAAAGUCAUUAACCUUAUCGUAGAAGAAGGGGCAGAAGUAUGGCUCCUUACAACAGAACACAGUUGGCACUUUUUAGAAAAAGAGCAACGCCUCCCGAGAAAUCAUAUAAGAAUUUUUACUGACGCUGACGAAUGGAGAAACUGGAACAAGCUUGGAGACCCCGUUUUGCAUAUUGAGCUCCGGAAAUGGGCAGAUGCCUUUCUAAUUGCGCCCAUAGAUGCUAACACACUAGCAAAAGCUGCAGUAGGCCUUUGCGACAAUCUAGUUUCCUCAGUUAUUAGAGCCUGGGACAGUAUGAACAAACCACUUUUAGUUGCUCCCGCUAUGAAUACGGUAAUGUGGGAACAGCCUUUAACACAUCAACAGCUGAGUUUACUUGAAAGCAGGAAUGUGAAAGUCAUUCCGACAGUUUCGAAGCAACUGGCUUGUGGAGACAUUGGUUAUGGUGCCAUGGCCACCCCAGAAACUAUUAUUGGAGAGCUCAAGCAAUGUCUUCUUUCACAAUACAAUUAGUGACUUUCUGGAUAAGAUGUCCUUGAGGUUUUAUAGCCCAUUCUGUUCGACUGUCAAUGUCCAUUGAAGGUAGUUCCUUAUUUUAUUUGCUGUCACUGAUUCAGUUAAGGCAUUGACUGAGUAACGGUGGAGAAGGCACUUCUUAGCUGCAGCAAGGAUAUGGCGCUCUGUUGUGGAGAAGGUUCCUACUCAAGAAGCUGAUUUCAUUUCUUCCUGUUGAAAUAGAAUUCUUCUAAACUGCUGAUAUCUUCUAGCAUCUUUCAGAAACAGGAAUCGCUGAGAAAUUCUAAAAGUUUAUUUGGUUGAAAUUUCAAAGGCCAUGAUAUGAUUUUAAGAAAAGAAUGUUCGUGAUUCUUCACUGAAUGUAAAGUCGAUAGGGGUAAACUUGGUCCAUAUUUGAAGCAAUUAGUAAGGCUGUGCUUGUUAUACGCAACCUGUAGUUUGUAUUCCAUUGCUUGGAAGAUUUCCCUAAAAUUUCAAAUUGGUCAGUUUAGAAGGAAAAGUUUUCAUGGAAAGUUUCCUAGGAAGAAAUUUUUUUUGGGGAAGAAUAAAGAACAAAUAUUCUAUUUCACUGAAAGAAGCACUGAUUUCUGGUUGAAUGAAUUGGGUUGAAUGCUU
Molecule: messenger RNA, 1277 nt
Organism: Galdieria sulphuraria
Lineage: Eukaryota; Rhodophyta; Bangiophyceae; Galdieriales; Galdieriaceae
Product: phosphopantothenoylcysteine decarboxylase
Exons: 4
Coding region: 66-659 (197 amino acids)
Biological process (GO): coenzyme A biosynthetic process
Cellular component (GO): phosphopantothenoylcysteine decarboxylase complex
Molecular function (GO): phosphopantothenoylcysteine decarboxylase activity; FMN binding
Source: RefSeq, a predicted model, not a curated record